This is a messenger RNA of Topomyia yanbarensis, 871 nucleotides long. RefSeq lists its product as uncharacterized. Lineage: Eukaryota; Metazoa; Arthropoda; Insecta; Diptera; Culicidae. The record is from RefSeq and is a predicted model, not a curated record. Bases 58 to 513 code for a protein of 151 amino acids. The transcript is spliced from 2 exons.
GCCAGCCUCAUCUAAAGUAGCUGAAGGAGCAACCGAACCAAAUCCAGUAGUCCAACAAUGAUACGUCAUUACCUGCUCGUAGCUCUGCUACCGGCGCUCGCCAUGGCAGCCGUCAGUUUCACCGCCUGUCCAAACGGGGCACCCACCCCGGCCACGUUGACCGUAAACGACUGCUCCGGCGAUGUUUGCAAUUUGUAUGCAGGACAACACAUUUCGGCAGUCGCUAGUGGAAUCGUGAGUCCCGCCGACAGUGCCAGCGUCGCGGCUCACAUUUCGGCCUUCCUCGGAGGGUUGGAUCUUGGCUUCGAGAUCCCGCCACAUCUGGCAGAUGCCUGUGCUGUCGGGAUCGAAGGCGGUUGUCCACUGAGUGCCGGAAUGACUUUCAGCUACUCGCUGAACGCGGAUUCCCUGGAAGCUCCGGCUCGAGGCGUUCCGGUUGAGAUUGAGGUCGGUCUGAUCGGUGACGGAGGUGUGGCUUUGGCUUGCCUGCGGUUUAAUGCUGUUGUUAAUUAGAUUGGGUCUGGGACGGGACCUGCGGAAAGAAAAAAAAGCGUGUCAACUUGAUCCAGCACGCAAAUGUCAAAUUGAACCGGCUGUCCUCAGAGUGAUUACUAUGGGGAGUAUUCUAUUUGAAAUUAAGUAAAUGCUAACUUUUUUUUUCAAAUAUUUCAAUAAAUUAUUCAUUAGAUCAAUAAUGAUAGUGGAGAUGAUAGUGCUUUCAUUAAUUUCGAGAUCGUCAAUUCUUGUGAACUUCUCCCACUGUUCUCACAAAUCGGGAUUCACCGGAAAAUGGUGAAAAGUCAUCUCCGGAUUUUUCGCUUUACUACGACCGCAAUUUUUGACCUUGCACUUCAUGAUAAUGGAUUCACAA